Molecule: messenger RNA, 1686 nt
Organism: Aricia agestis (brown argus)
Lineage: Eukaryota; Metazoa; Arthropoda; Insecta; Lepidoptera; Lycaenidae
Product: WW domain-binding protein 11
Exons: 11
Coding region: 133-1671 (512 amino acids)
Biological process (GO): mRNA cis splicing, via spliceosome
Cellular component (GO): spliceosomal complex
Source: RefSeq, a predicted model, not a curated record
UCGAAAAAGAGUUUCUGCAGUUUUUGUUACUUUUAACCCGUGCUUUUAACUCUGCUUUCCUCGAUAAUAAUUUACCAAAAACAGCACAUUAAUGUUAUUUAAAUAGUGUAGUUUUAAGCAAAACCUUCGAAGAUGGGGCGUCGAUCAAUAAAUACCACUAAAAGUGGUAAAUAUAUGAACCCCACAGAUCAAGCACGAAAGGAAGCAAGAAAAAAGGAAUUAAAGAAGAACAAGCGGCAAAGACAGAUGGUUCGCGCCGCUGUGUUAAAAAUGAAAGACCCCACUCAGAUUCUUGAAGAGCUUCAGAAGAUUGAUGAAAUGGAGUACAAUGUCCUGCAACCGUCACCACUGAAUGAGAAAGUACUUAAAGAAAAGAGGAAAAAGUUAAAGGAAACCUUUGACAGAGUUCUCAAGAUGUAUGAUAAAGACGAUCCAGAGAAAUGGGUAGAGCUGAAACGUCAGGAAAUGGAAUAUGAGAAGAGGAGAGCACAUCUUAUAUCUUACUACGAGUCUGUGAAACACGCACAAUCUGUGCAAGUUGAUGACAUUCCCUUGCCAACAUUACAGAUUCCAGAUAACAUAUUAUUUGGUAACCUGCCAUCUCAAAUACCGUUGCCGAUGGACUCUGGACAUACCAACAUGCCUGUACGACCAAUAUUGAAGAAGGACUCUGCUUAUAGAGAACGUCCUACAGGCGUAGAACCGCCCGGUGUCCCGCCCGGCCCGCCGCCAGACUACGAAGUUUUGUUACACGAGCUAACCCUCACUGACAAACACCAUGUGGUGAAGGAGAAGAAGAACCUACGAUUUGUGGAUCUACCUGAUGAGGGACCGCCGGGAGAGCCUGUGAUGAUACCACCACCGUCCGACCAUCACCAUGAUAACCACCAUGACGAUCACCACGACGAGCCUAUGGACGACCACUCACCACCAGCCAACGCGCCAAAACCGACCUCCCUGCAACAGCGCAUGUUGGCACUCUCGGGGCAGAACAUAGAUGACUUCAUGAAAGAGAUGGAAGAAGUACACAAGAAGAGAGAAAGAGAUAGAGCGGCGGAUUUGAAUGCGAGACUGAGCGCCCUGAAGCACCGUGACCGUGACAGCGACACGGACAGCGAGCCCGACCACGACUGGCAGCCCGAACACGACCCGCGACACGCGCCGCCGCCGCUCAUGCCGCCAGGUGUGAGGCCCCCGCUGCUGCGGCAGCUGGUGCCCCCGGGGGCCCCGCCCGGCGCGCCGCCCGGUAUACCCGGACCGCCCGGCCCGCCGCCGCUACAUGUUAUGCCCGGUGGGCUGCCCCCUGGCCCUCCGGGGCCCCCCGCCGGUCUGCCGGGCCUCGCGCGUGGUCUGCGACCCCCCGGCCCGCCGCCAGGGGCCCCACGCCUGCUGCGCCCGCUAGCACCGCACGUCUCAGUACUGACCGCGGCCCCGCAGCUUAUUACCAAGAAGGAUGGAGCUCAAGGUGCAACUAUAAGCGCGAAACCUCAAAUCCGCAACCUGUCUGCCGACGUCACGCGGUUCGUGCCCUCGGCUCUUAGGGUCAAACGAGAGGACAAGAGGUCAAAGAUCGAGGUCAAGUCUAUACCUCGACCCGCCGAUAUACCUAAGGCACCAAGCAAAGACGACGCAUACAUGCAGUUCAUGAAGGAAAUGGAGGGACUAUUAUAAAUAAAUGAUUUUAAG